AUGGGAGAAAGACAUGACUUCCUCCCUCCUGAUAGGGAGUUGGAAGAUAAAGAUCCUUUUAACCUUUCACUCCAUCCACAUCAACUUACGGAUAACUAUCUAUCUCUGGAACAGAAAGGGAACGACGAAAAUGCGACAUACAAUGCCUACACGGAUGGCAGUAAAAUGGAUGAAGAAACAGGGGCCGCAUAUGCUGUUUUCAAAGAAGGCAUACUUAUAAAAGAAAGGAAAUUAAAACUUGCCAGAUAUUGCUCAGUUUAUCAGGCAGAAAUGCUGGCGAUAAGGGAAUGUCUCGUAUUCCUGGAAAAGAUUACAAAACCUGGUGAAAGGGCGACAAUUCAUACUGACUCGCAAUCAGCUAUUAUGACCAUAAAGCAAAGAAAGUGUAAAGAUCAGAUGGCAAAUGAAAUUCAAUAUUUAAUAACCAAAAUUAAUGGACAAAGUCAAGUAAACUUAACAUGGGUAAAGGGACAUGCAGAGUCAACGGGUAACGAAUACGCGGACUACCUUGCUAAACAAUCAUUGAAAUUAAAAAAGGAAAAUUAUGAUAAGGUACCUAGAAGUUAUCUGAAAGCACGAGUAAAGGAGCAGAUCAGUGAAGAGAUGAGCACCCUAUACACAGGGAAGAUUAACAAUAUCACCAAGAAAUGGUUACCCGACCUUGAAACAGCCAACAAGAUCAAUAAGGCAGACCCAUAUAUUAUUGGUAACAAAGCAAUAGCUGCAUUCAUCACAGGGCACGGCUAUUUUAACCCACACAUUAGCAGAAUCUACAACCAGGGUGAACCUAAAUGUGAUCUUUGUGACCUUUGUGCGGAUCAAACAAGUACACAUAUUCUUUGGGAAUGCCCUUUCUUUAGUGACCAAAGAAAUCGGAUACGUGAUCAAUUAGACUACUACAAACAAGAACACAACGUGGAUUUACAAAACAAUGCCCAGAAUGAAGAAUUGCUCCUUAGAGCACAAAUGUCUGACAAAAAAUGGAUAACCAUCAUUGAAAACAUAAAAUCAAUUUACAAGUACCUCAUCAACAAAUACUAUAGAGAUAAGCAGAAUCAACAAGACACUUGA
Messenger RNA from Tetranychus urticae (two-spotted spider mite), 1071 nucleotides. The record is from RefSeq and is a predicted model, not a curated record. Lineage: Eukaryota; Metazoa; Arthropoda; Arachnida; Trombidiformes; Tetranychidae.